CUGAUUAAGAUCUUCUCUUUUCUGUUUCCUCUCAGGGACAGCAUUCGAAGCAUUUCUUUGGGAACCAACAGCAACGACGUGGCCAUCCCUCUGACCGGAGUUAAAGAGGCCUCUGCUCUGGAUUUUGACGUCUCUGAAAGGAGAAUUUACUGGACAGACAUACAGGCCAAGACCAUCAGCAGAGCCUACAUGAACGGCAGUUCUGUAGAGUAUGUCAUCGAGUUUGGGCUGGAUUACCCAGAAGGCAUGGCGGUGGACUGGAUGGGUCGAAACAUUUACUGGGCAGAUACGGGAACUAACCGCAUCGAGGUGGCCCGGUUAAACGGCCAGUACCGGCAGGUCCUGGUGUGUAAGGACCUGGACAACCCCCGAUCUCUGGACAACCCCCGAUCUCUGGCCCUGGACCCGGCCAGUGGCUUUAUGUACUGGACGGAGUGGGGGGGGCGGCCACGCAUAGCCCGAGCUUACAUGGACGGCAGCACCGUAACGACCCUGGUGGACAAAGUGGGGCGAGCCAACGGGCUGACCAUCGACUACGUAGACCAUCGACUCUACUGGACCGAUCUGGACACGUGUAUGAUUGAAAGCACCAACAUGCAAGGGCUCCAGAGGGAGAUCAUCGUGGAUGACCUCCCUCACCCCUUCGGCCUGACUCAGUACCGGGACUUCAUCUACUGGACGGAUUUUAACCUGCGCAGCAUCGAGCGGGCGGAUAAACGCAGCGGACUCAACCGCACCGUGGUCCUGCAGGGCCAGUUGGAGCUGAUGCUGGACAUCCUGGUGUUCCACUCGUCCCGUCAGGACGGGACUAACGACUGUUUUAACGAUAACGGGGACUGUGCCCACCUCUGUCUGGCCACGCCCGCCGGGGCCCGCUGCCGCUGCGCCUCCCACUACAGCCUAGACCCCGACGGGAGGAACUGCAGCUACAGUCCUGGCCAGUUGGAGCUGAUGCUGGACAUCCUGGUGUUCCACUCGUCCCGUCAGGACGGGACUAACGACUGUUUUAACGAUAACGGGGACUGUGCUCACCUCUGUCUGGCCACGCCCGCCGGGGCCCGCUGCCGCUGCGCCUCCCACUACAGCCUAGACCCCGACGGGAGGAACUGCAGCUCUCCCUCUAGCUUCCUGCUCUUCAGUCAGAAGGCCAGCAUCAGCCGCAUGGUUCUGGGGGAGCAGAGCCCGGACAUCAUCCUGCCCAUCCACGUCCUGAGGAACGUGCGCGCGGUCAGCUACGACCCGCUGGACCGCCUGGUUUACUGGCUGGACGGGAGGCAGAACAUCCGCAGGGCCAGAGACGACGGAGCCCUGGUAAACCUUCACCAAGAUACAGUCUCAGGAAAUUAG
Messenger RNA from Menidia menidia (Atlantic silverside), 1347 nucleotides. NCBI's taxonomy places the organism in Eukaryota, Metazoa, Chordata, Actinopteri, Atheriniformes, Atherinopsidae. The record is from the annotation of a GenBank genome assembly.